Molecule: messenger RNA, 765 nt
Organism: Radiomyces spectabilis
Lineage: Eukaryota; Fungi; Mucoromycota; Mucoromycetes; Mucorales; Radiomycetaceae
Product: HAD-like domain-containing protein
Exons: 3
Coding region: 1-765 (254 amino acids)
Source: RefSeq, a predicted model, not a curated record
AUGCCCGCUGUUGCCUUUGAUUUCCUAGAGACGCUUACAGGCUAUUUUGUGCCAAAAGGCACAUUGUACACAUUUGACAAGGUCAUUGACCGGUUACAUAAGACGUUCAAGAAUCAUUUAACGACGCGCGCGGAAGCAGAAGCGUUCUUUUACUCAUGGCAUUGGGCGGCUUUGCGUGAUUAUUUUGGCACGUCGCACGCUGGGCGGUACUGCCCACUGAUCAAGAUGCUACGCAAUUCGCUCCGUCGGGCGCUCCUUGUUCGAGGUUACCGUAUGCCCAAAGAAUUCGAGGAGAACUAUAUUAUGGCAUCUUUUAAAGAACUGGAGCCGGUCUCUACGGCAGUGGAGUCUCUCGAGUUGCUCAAGGAGAACGGAUGGGAUAUUUGGAUACUGACAAAUGGUGGAUAUCAAAACACGCUGGACUUGUUACAAAAGAGCCAGCUGACCUCGUACAUUGGUGAUAACGUGCUCAGCUGUGACGACCUCAAUAUUUCCAAACCGCAUCCCAAAGUGUACUCGGAACUGAUGCGAAUGGCGGUGCAUCGUACCCAACGAAUAGAAAAUUUUUACAUGGUGGCAACGCAUGCGUGGGAUUUGGCGGGGGCCAAAAAUGUAUCGAUGCGCACGGUGUAUUUGACGACGGAAGAGAAAGUGUAUGUGAAGCAACACGAUGACGAUGGGGGUCCGGAUAUCCAGGGCGAUACCAUGAUUGAAUGCAUCGAAAAGAUGAUUACGCUAGAAAAGACGCGAAAGCAUUUCCUUUAA